CGACGGCCGCCAACAAUGCCGGACCGUCUCGAGCAUGCUUGCUUAUCCUGGCACCGCCCUGCCCAAGUUGAAAAGAUGCCUCGCAGAACUCCUCCGCACUUGCGUGCACCCACCAUCGCUGCUCCUCCGAGUCGAACACGUAUUUGGGAAAGCGCAUGCGGGUAGCCAUAGAAACGCAGUCGAUCGUGACGACGAACAAGAAUACGACCCAGACAAGAUUCCCAUUGCCGGCGAUGACGACCACGACCACGAAACUGCGCAAGGGUCAGAUAAUACGUGGUGCUUUCGUUUCGCGGUCUCGGAUGGCCAUCUCCAGAUCCAAGCCGUAUUAGCGCCGGCACUCCUCUGUCGGGCAAAUCAGCUCGGGGACCUACAACGAGGGGACGUCAUUGAAGUGCUCAGGUUCCAGGUGAGGAGCGCGCCUCGAUUGAGUGGCAAAGGUCGAGUGAUCUAUUUGGGAAUACAAGAUUGCGCGUGGGUUGGUCGGGACAGAGAGACCGUGGAAACAUCAGAGGAAAAGGACGGACUUGAACUUGAGGGCGGCUUCCUCCGCGAAGAGCAGGACGAAAUGUUUCACAGGAAGCAACAUGCUUCGAGGGACGACUUGACCGCGGCUUCAGGCAGAGGCGGGUCUAAGAGAAGAGACGCUAGUGACCGCGACAACAGAGCGCAGGCUUCCAAAAAGACGCAGAGCAACCCCAAGUCGUCCAAACCCGCACACAAGGUAUCCCAGGACGCAUCAGAGGAUGAUACAGAUGACGACCAAGGGUUCGAUACGAUCUUUGUGUCUCAGUCCCGGCUUGAUCAGCGCAGGGACGCACUUCGCCAGAUCCAGCAACAGGUAUCCAUGGAGGAGAAUACUGGGGGCCAACUGCAGCCACGAGGAGAAUGCAACCAAGAAGCGGCACAAGGUCACUUUGCAACCACACCAUUUCUGCUUACGUCAAACCGCUCUCCUCGAGAGAACGGCAACGAUGACGGGAUAGAUUCUAUUCCUGAAGCUCUUGCGGCCCAUAACCACAGUCCCAUUGCCCUGCCUCAUCAUCGGCCAACUGACCAUACAGGCUCAACUACUGAUCUCGCUCCGCCUGUUCAAGAUGAGGGCCCCAGUACCCGCCCUCCCAACACCAUGUCUGCAGCCCCAAUCGAUAGCCUCGCUUCGCUCCUCGCCCUCCCCGUCCAGAAAGGUUACUCCUGCACCAUCCUCGCCCUGAUAUCCUGGGUAUCUCCCUCGCUGAUCCACAGGCCAAACACACCCUUCCCUCCGAAACGACACAUCAAGAUCCACGAUCCGUCCAUCUCGCACCGCACGUCCGGCAUCACGGUGGCGGUCUUCGUGGACGCGCAAAGAUUCCUCCCGGCUGUGGGCACCGUAGCGCUGUUCAGGGGAUUGGUCAUGCAUCGACUUCGGAGAGGCGCUGCUGAAGGGGAAAGCGACGUGAUUCUGAACAAAUACCCUGCCAAGACGGGGAGCCAAAAAGCGGAGGACGAGGGCGCCGAAUUAGCCGGAGCCCGCGACGGGGAAGGCGAAGUCGACGGGCAGGGGCAAGGCGAGUGGUUCAUUUGUGACGAGGCCAGACUGGUCGGGAUGGGCUUUGACGUGCAGCGGAUCAAGGUGUGGUGGGAGCAGAGGCUUGCCGCCAGGAACGCCAAAUGAAAAUCCCUCAACAGCAGAGGGAGAAGCAUACGUGGCGGCCUCGAUAGGAGCCAAGAGACCAUGACCAAGUCGGAACGAAGCAGUUCUGUAUUGUGAACUCUAUUCGAGAAAAAGCUGAAGAAACACGCCCGAGCGCGAACUUCUCUAUCAUUGAUUGCUUGAUAGGGGAAUCCAAAAGAGAAAGUGUGAAGAUAACAAUCGCUUCGUCGCUCGUCGCAACUUCAUGUCACGGAUUCAGACCAUGGAAUCCCGCC
Cladophialophora immunda is the source of this 1911-nucleotide messenger RNA. RefSeq lists its product as uncharacterized. The record is from RefSeq and is a predicted model, not a curated record. Bases 35 to 1657 code for a protein of 540 amino acids. The transcript has a single exon. NCBI's taxonomy places the organism in Eukaryota, Fungi, Ascomycota, Eurotiomycetes, Chaetothyriales, Herpotrichiellaceae.